This is a messenger RNA of Oldenlandia corymbosa var. corymbosa, 1948 nucleotides long. The record is from the annotation of a GenBank genome assembly. NCBI's taxonomy places the organism in Eukaryota, Viridiplantae, Streptophyta, Magnoliopsida, Gentianales, Rubiaceae.
GGACACUCUGUCAGUACCCGGAAUCACACGCACGCGCGCUCACAUUCUUUCACUGUUUCUUUUCGUUUUUUUUUUUUUAUACUCGAUAAAUUUAAAUGAAUAUUAUCACGCUUCAACUAAUCUCUUUUGAGUUGAUCCGAACCCUUUCAAAACUAAAUGACUAACAUUUUCAAUAUUAUUUAUUUCUUUUUUUUUUCCACAUAACUCAAACUCAUAUGUUAUUUAAAGUAUGAGGGUAUCAAACUCUGAACCACUUGACUUAUAAACGUUCAUUCUUUCAAUAUAUCUCUACCUUGUGUGUUUUUUUGGAACUGUUGCUUCCUAUAUAAUCUACAGUCUACACAUGUCACAGUAGUAGUAAUAAGCAUCAAAUAUGAUUGCCUCUCCAGUUUUUAUUUAGUCCAUCAUUUAAGCCGUGGCAUUUGGCUUUUCAUUUGAACUUAUCAUUCCAUUCUCUCUCUCUCUCUCUGUCUUUCAUUCUUGCACUUCUUUUCGGUUUCAACAAGGAACAUGACUGUGUUUCUUGUCUAACUUCAAAUAUUUCAUUUCCAAAUCCCCCGAAUCUUCUCUGUUCAGUUCUUCCUAUGAGUUCAAGCCACUGACAUUCUGUUCUUUUGUUGGUUCCUUACCUUAACAGCUUCUAUUGUCUUCUGUCCAAAUUUUCCUUACAGAAAAUACUGCAAAAUGGAUAUGUGGGAGAAGCCUCACAGGGAAGACAGACAUCACCAACGCAGAAGAACACCAUCAUUUUCUUCCACCCUCCUUGAUGCCAUUUACCAUUCCAUUGAUGAAUCUUCCCAGGAACAACAAAAUCUUGCUCUUCAUCACAGAAAGAAGAACAACCCAAUUGAAGCAGAAGAAGAGAUCGCCGGUCUUCGACGAGCAAUCAUGGUUGAGAAAUGGAUGGAAAGCUAUUCAACUAGUUCUCGGAGAUCGAGGCACGUGAAUUCAGAUUCAAGCUCAUCAAAUGACUCCAGCAUUUUCUCAGAAACAGAGUACUCUGCUACAAAAUCCACCCCAAGAUCAUGCAUUUCUUCUUCCUAUCCUCGUCAUCAAGCAUAUGUUCCUGAGGCAACAACUCCAAAACACGAAGGAAGAUUCACGAGGACAAAAUCAAGGGCUCUGAAAAUGUACGGAGAUUUGAAGAAGGUGAAACAACAGCCCAUUUCACCAGGUAGGAAAAUAGCAAAUUUUCUCAACUCCAUCUUCACUCCAAGGACCUUGAAGAAACGUGAAGGGAUGGAAGAUUGGACUUCAGUGAAGAAAUCAAGAUCGGUGAAAGAACCAUCUCAAACUCUGGCUUCAAGGUCUUGCUUGAACAGAACAAUUCUACAGCCACCUUCUUCAUCAUCAUCAUCAUCAAGAAAUAAAUCAAAAAGGUCUGUCAGAUUUUGCCCAGUGAGUACUGUUAUUGUUGAUGAAGAUUGUCAACCCAUUGGGCAGAAAAGCAUCUACAACGAAAAUGAUUACGAUUACAACGACCCGGAAUUAACACCAUUGCCAAAGAUCAAUAGCCAAUUCCUCAAGAAGAACAUAGAUAGCUUAAGGGCUAGUAAUUAUGAGGAACAGAGGAAAUUACCAAAAAAGAGUUAUGCAUUGCGAGGAUUUUAUGAAGAUGACAGUGAUGAUGAAGAUGGGAAUAGUUGUACCAGUUCGGAUCUGUUUGAGCUCGAGAACAUUGGGAAUGUUGGGAUCAAUGGCUACCAUGGAGGAGGAAUUCAUCAUAGGGAUCAUCAAGAUUUGCCAGUUUAUGGAACUACAAAUGUAAAAGUUAAUCAGGCUAUUGCUAAUAGCUUGUGUUAUGUAGCUUAGUUUUAGCUUAAUUUUUCUCUUUGUUUAUUGGAUCAAAUCGUGUAACAAUACAUUAUGAUGCUCUCAAUUUCUGUUGUGAUUUUAUCCAGGUUUUUUGUAUAUUGGAUUAAAAUUUCUGAGACUAAUAAAUCCAAAG